AUGGGUGAGUUGGACGUUGGGGGGAGGGGAGGUCGUCGCGGGGAAAAGUCGCGAAGGACCAAGGAGCUGUAUGAUGCGUUUGCGGAGGGUUCCGAUGAUGAGGAUGAUGAUCAGGAGGGUGGUGCGUCGGCUGGACGUGGUUUGCUCGGCCGUGGACGGACGGAUGAGCCUUACCGCGAUGAUCUGGACGACGAGACCGAUGGUGAUCGCCGCUUUGCACUGCACGACGAGGAGCCGGAAGAGGAAGACGAUGCGGAUACUACGGUUGCUUCGGCUGACGACGGGAAGAAGGGUGCUGCCGUCACGGGUGCCAUCGUCGACAUUGACGAUGAUGAGGAUGAGCGACAGUCUGGCGGGUCGGUCAAACCCGCGUGCACACGUUCCGUCAAGGUGACGACCACAGGGCUGUUCCGGACUGACACAUCUGCCAACCUCCACCUCUACCCCACAGCCAACCCAGAGGUCCCAGCUGCUGGCACAGGUGUCUACGAUACAAGCGCUGACCGCAAAGCUCAGGCUAAGAAUGCUCAGCAGUCCGAUUCGACCGACACUGCCGUAGCCGAAGCCGCAGGAGUCAAGAAAUCCGAGGAGCACAAGCACGGUGGACUUGCCGUUGCACCCACUGGAGCGCCCGUCCCCACCGGAGACGGCAACCCGCGUCAGAUGGUGACGCAGCCUUCCAUCUUCUCGCUGGGCGAAGGCGAAUCCGCCCAACCAGCCAUGCUCGAACGCCGCGAAAGCAUCCUCAUCGAAGAACAGCUUCCCGCCUUCAUGCAGGUCGACGAAAAGGAACACAAACACCGUCAUCACUACCGUGCCGCGCUUCGACGUCGAUUGGAGCUCAAAAACAACGCCAUCGCCUUCGUCUCUGAGUUCGUCGGCACCGUCCUCUUCCUCUUCUUUGCCUUUGUCAUCGCUUCUCAGGCAUCCAACGCCCGAGCUGCAGGUCAGAACAACGGCGGAGCUACGUCGUUGAGUCAGAACGGCACCGUGGAUACAUCGGCAUUGCUUUACUCUUCGCUUGGGUUUGGUUUCAGUUUGGCCGUCAAUGCCUGGACCUUCUACCGAGUUUCCGGCGGUUUGUUCAACCCAGCCGUGACACUGGCGUUGUUCUUGACGGGUACGUUGGGAAAGUUCCAGCUGAUUCACUUGACCAUCGCUCAAUAUCUUGGUGGAAUCGCUGCCGCGGCGAUUGCGGAUGGACUUCUGCCGGGGAGGCUGAACGCCAGGACGACACUUGCCAACGGUACGGGCGUCGCUCAGGGAUUCUUCUGGGAAUUUUUCCUGACUUGUCAGCUCAUCCUUGCGAUCUUCUUGUUGGCUGCCGAGAAGCAUCGCGGUACUUUCCUGGCUCCCGUCGGAAUCGGUCUGGCCCUUUUCCUUGCCGAACUCGCCGGAACCAACUACACCGGAGGCUCUCUAAACCCUGCUCGAACUCUAGGACCAAAUGCGAUCCUCGGAAUCUUCGAAUCUUAUGAUUGGAUCUAUUGGAUCGCACCCUACUGUGCCGCCAUCUUUACCUCCGGCUUCUAUACAUUGCUUAAAUACUUUCAGUAUGAAUCGGCCAACAUUGGACAGGACUCCGACGAUGCCAAGCAAGUCUUCAAAGACGCCUACGGAAACGUCAUCGGUGUUCUCGAAACUAUGAACGCCUCCGAGUUCUCUUUCGUCAAGCAAACCGCCAUGCCAGCAGAGAACGAAGGCACAGUGGUUUCGGGCAGCGGUACCGAGCACGGACUGACAGCUGCAGGUAUGGUGAAGAAGAGCAGAGAGGAUAAGGAGAAGGCUGCAGCCAUCGAUUUGGGCCCGAACAGUGUCAACAACGAUGUGGCGUGA
Messenger RNA from Pseudozyma hubeiensis SY62, 1836 nucleotides. RefSeq names its product aquaporin. Gene Ontology annotation, molecular function: water channel activity. The transcript is spliced from 2 exons. NCBI's taxonomy places the organism in Eukaryota, Fungi, Basidiomycota, Ustilaginomycetes, Ustilaginales, Ustilaginaceae. Gene Ontology annotation, biological process: transmembrane transport. The coding region runs from base 1 to 1836 and encodes 611 amino acids. The record is from RefSeq and is a predicted model, not a curated record. Gene Ontology annotation, cellular component: plasma membrane.